GCUGCAGGCCAGUCUGGAGCCUUGAGGCUUGCCUGAGGACAAUAGGGGAGACCAAGAAACACUAAAGAAGGAACAAAGAGAUCAAAAGCCCAAGGGACAGAGCCUGAACCCCAGAGAGAGACCAACAGACUUCCAGUGGCCACUGAGGUGCCAGGAAAGAAGGUCUGAGAGGCAGUUGGCAGACUGUUGAGUGCACCUAGGGACUGGCUUGGCCCUCUACCACCACAUGUCCCGGAAGUCCCAAUCUGGCCAGCAAAGCAACCCGUCAGAUGUUCUCCCAGAAGAUCCCGACAAUGACGCCCAAGAUGAGACCUCAGAGCCUUUGCCCAAUCCCAACAGGUUAAGUGUCCAGGACCCUCCAUCCAUUCUGCACUCCCGCCGGGCCAGCUUCCAAGAACCUCUACCCGUUACCCACUCUCGCCGGGUCAGCAUCCAAGAACCUCCACCCGUUACCCACUCUCGCCGGGUCAGCAUCCAAGAACCUCCACCCGUUACCCACUCUCGCCGGGUCAGCAUCCAAGAACCUCCACCCAUUACCCACUCUCGCCGGGUCAGCAUCCAAGAACCUCCAUCCAGCACCCACUCUCGCCGGGUCAGCAUCCAAGAACCUCCACCCGGUACCCACUCUCGCCGGGUCAGCAUCCAAGAACCUCCACCCGGUACCCACUCUCGCCGGGUCAGCAUCCAAGAACACCCACCGAUUGUCCACACUCGCCGCGUCAGCGUCCAAGACCAUCCACCCAUUAUCCAAGAGACACUACCCCUAAUCCACACUCGCCGGGUCAGCAUCCAAGAACCUCCACCCAUAAUCCACGCUCGCCGGGUCAGCAUCCAAGAACCUCCACCCAUCUUGCGCACUCGCCGGGCCAGCGUCCAAGAGCCAUCACCCAUUGACAACAGUCUCUGGGGCCGUAUCAAAGAGGCACCAUCCACUGGUAACAUUAUCCAAAAAAGUAUCCAAGAGGCGCCAUCCAUUAGCAGCAUUCUCCAAGACAGGACCCAAGACACACCGUCGGUUACCUACGAUUCCCAUUUGACCACCCAAAUUGUCCCACCAAGUUUCCAAAUUCGCAGCUUAAGUAUUCCAAGGUCUCCGGUAAAGCCCCGCAUCCCCCUGGCCUGUAUUGAGUCAGUUGCCUACAGCAGUCAGAUCAGUUUGGAAGACAACUUGACAACAACCCAGAGUCAAGGCAUCAAGUUCCCAAACCGGGCCAGUGUGGAUGUCCCCCCUUCAAUUACUGACAGCCCUGAGCCCAGCAUGGAAACCAUGGAGUCAAUUCUCUGGACCUCUCAGGAGGAUUUAAAAAACUCUUUGUACAGCCUCCAAUUCAGCAAAAAUACUCCAGAUAGCAACAUCUACAGCAUGCCGCCACGCAGCUCCACAGAGGCCAGUUCUGCCAGGUUUCUGGAAGGGGCUAAACGCAGAUACUCACAGCUGCCCAUAGGCACGAAGCUGCUGCAUGAGGCCAAGAAGAUCAGCCGCCAGCUGAGCCUGGUGAUGAGCCUAUUGGGCACACUGAUCAUCAGUCUCAUCACUCUGGGCCAGCCCUGGGUCCACUUCCAGGUGCCACUGACACCCCCUGGGGGUCCUGCUGACCCUCCGCCCCAGACCAUGCCCAUCAACACCAUCUUCUUUGUGCGGUGUCCUGACAUCUCCUGCCUGCAUGAGCAAGACCACAAUGCUUACUUGCUGGACUCUGCCUGGGCCUUCUUCCUCAUUUCCAGCUUCACCAGCUUCUGCCUCUGCCUCAUACUCAUAGACAUCACCUUCUUCAGCAGCUCCAACGUGCCCCUUCUGGACUUCUCCAACAUCAUCCUCAGCAACCUGACAGGGACCAGCAUGGUACUGGGCGUCCUGUUCUACCUGCUGCAGGCCCGGGAAUUCCUGCAGGAAGGCAUGACCUACAGUCUGGGGCGCAGCUUCUACCUGGCGUGGAUUGGCAUCUUCUUCUUCCUUGCGAUUGGUUUAAUUUCCUACAUGAACUACGUGAAUUUCUGGUACAUCCUGGCACCCCAGGGCGUCUGGACUUAGGACACGGGAAUGAUCCUACUUCCUUCCUGCUCACACCGCUCCCUGCCAAGGAACUCACAAGCCUGCUCUCUGGCCCUCACACCCACCACGACUCUUGUCCCUUUUCAGUCCCCUCUGCAUCUCCCCCACUGAAAAUUACUAAUCGGUAUUUUUAAAUCUGUACUUUUGCCCAGAAUAUGCUUUUGGCUUAGUA
This is a messenger RNA of Eptesicus fuscus (big brown bat), 2225 nucleotides long. RefSeq lists its product as uncharacterized. The transcript is spliced from 5 exons. The coding region runs from base 227 to 2032 and encodes 601 amino acids. Lineage: Eukaryota; Metazoa; Chordata; Mammalia; Chiroptera; Vespertilionidae. The record is from RefSeq and is a predicted model, not a curated record.